AUGUCAGGAUUGCUCGAUGUAGCACAAAAAGCAUAUCUUACUGUGAGAGAGCGCGCAACUCCGAAGAGGACCCAAUCGGCGCAAACAACUCAGUCAGCGCAGGCAACCCAGCUGGCGCCAACACAAACGGUGCGAGUGCACACGAAGAAUGCGUUGGCAGUCGCGUUCUUCAAAGACGGUCGACGGGUCGUCACUGCUUCAGAAGAUAAAACCCUGCGAAUUUGGGACGUGGAAAAAAGAGCAUUGGUGGGAGGGCCAUUCGAGGGACACAGUGACUGUGUGAUUUCAGUCGCUGUAUCACCAGACGAUAGGCGAAUUGCAAGUGGUGGAGGAGAUAGAACCAUCAUCAUCUGGGACGUCGAUAGCAAGCAGAUGGUAUUCAAACCGCUGGUGAAGCAUAGAGGCCGGGUUCGGUCGGUAUGUUUCUCUCCCGAUGGCAAGAGACUCGCAAGUGGGGCAUAUGAUGAAAAAGUUAUGAUUUGGGAUGCGGAGACUGGCGCUGUUCUCUCAACGCUUUGGUGUAGGAGCCCGGUGAACUGUGUCGCCUUCAGCCCCAAUGGGCUAAAAUUAGCAUCCAGCGGAGCGUUUGGUACCAUUCGGAUUUGGAGCACCGAUAACGCCGAGCUUCUUCUCAAGAUUGACGCUCACCAAGAUUUCGUUCAAAGUGUUGUGUGGUCGCCCGAUGGCCAGCAACUUGUCUCUGCAUCACAUGGCAAAACAAUCAAGUUUUGGGACUCGUUGAAUGGGACCCAGAUCGGUCUACCUUACACCGGUCACACUUCCUACAUCCGCUCACUAGCCGUUUCUUCUGAUGGCUGCUUCAUUGCAUCUGCCUCACAAGAUAAGACUGUGCGCCUGUGGGAUACAAAAUCACAACAGCAGAUAGGACAGCCACUCAAGCACACCGUACAUGUUUCCUGCGUCGCCAUUUCUCCCAACGGAGACCUGCUCGCGAUUGGGGACAAUGAUGGGAAUCUUCAGCUCUGUAAGGUGAAGUUGGGCCUAAAGCUUUAUGCGGAGGCCCUUUCGGAUGCGGAAAAGGUCAUUGAGAUCAACCCUUCGUCUUAUCUCGGGUACGAACUAAUGCAUGCAGCGCUUCGUACAGCACAGCGCUAUCAUGCAUUCGAGGCCUUCACAACAAUGCUCUUCAAGUUGGACAAUACAUCCGACUCACAGAUACGACAGCUGUGCCAGCGAUACGUCAGUUCAUCUGAAAGAUGCGCAGAUCAACGCAUUCACGGAGAGUACAUGGUACGAAGAGCUUUUGUAUUCAUCGGAGUGCGUGGACCCCUCCAAACGGAACUCAUCAAAGAAGCGGUCGCGAAGUACUUCAGUUGGGUCAUGUUAUCCCAUAGGUGGGAAAGGAAGGAGCCGCUCUUGCACGACAUUCAGGGCAGGGGCAUAUAUGACCUGGAUCCGGUCGGAACCAUUGUGAAGUUGCAGAUGUUCUGCAAAGUCGCUCGUGGCUCAGGUCAUCGCUGGGCGUGGAGUGACACGUGCUGCAUCGACCAGAACAACAAUGUGGAGCUCGGAGCAUCAGUCAACUCGAUGUUCAUCUGGUAUCACCACUCAGCGCUCACCAUCGUCUACCUAUCCGAUGUUCUUCCUUUGUCAGAAUCUGGUGCGCUCGCAAAUAGCAUUUGGAACACGCGAGGAUGGACAGUUCAGGAGUUCCUCGCUCCUAAAAUUGUUCUCUUCUACCAAGCAGAUUGGUCCCUAUAUCUCGACGACCGCUCACGCAACCACAAGGAAUCUAUCAGUAUCAUGAGCGAGUUAGAGCGUUCAACUGGCAUAAAUGCGCGGGCGCUCGUUGCCUUCCGCCCAGGGAUGAGAGAUGCCCGAGAGAAACUCCAAUAGGCAUCAACGCGUGUCACCACGUUGC
This is a messenger RNA of Suillus subaureus, 1882 nucleotides long. Its product is annotated as WD40-repeat-containing domain protein. The record is from RefSeq and is a predicted model, not a curated record. Gene Ontology annotation, molecular function: protein binding. Bases 1 to 1857 code for a protein of 618 amino acids. Gene Ontology annotation, biological process: negative regulation of transcription by RNA polymerase II. The transcript is spliced from 5 exons. Gene Ontology annotation, cellular component: nucleus; transcription repressor complex. NCBI's taxonomy places the organism in Eukaryota, Fungi, Basidiomycota, Agaricomycetes, Boletales, Suillaceae.